Molecule: messenger RNA, 1224 nt
Organism: Heterostelium album PN500
Lineage: Eukaryota; Evosea; Eumycetozoa; Acytosteliales; Acytosteliaceae
Product: DMT family transporter
Exons: 4
Coding region: 1-1224 (407 amino acids)
Cellular component (GO): membrane
Source: RefSeq, a predicted model, not a curated record
AUGGUGAAAAUGAAUGAGACGUGGUGGGCACGUUUCAAAAGAUCAUUAACAGUGCCAUCAUUUAAAACUAUAAAAGUACAUUUAGUACUUCUUUCAGUUGGAAUCAUGGCAGUUUCAAUCAAUCAAUCAUUAUUUUUAGAAGGUUUAGAAUUAUCAACAGCUUCAAAUGCAGCAAUUACUCAACCAGCUAUUCCAAUUUUUUCAACACUUCUCUCUGUAAUUCUUGGAUUUGAAAGAAAAACAAAAUUAAAAUUCGUUGGUAUUGCUGUAAGUGUAAUAGGAGCAUGUUUAAUGAUUGAUCUCACACAAUUAGCACAUGGUACAUCAUCAGGUAAGAAUUUAUUGCUUGGAAAUCUUUGUUUUCUUGGAAAUACAUUGGCGUAUUCUGGAUUUCUUUUAUUACAACGUCCACUUCAAGAAGCUGGAUUUUCACCUGUCAAGAUUAUGGCUUGGGCAUUUACAUUUGGAUCGAUUCCGGUUUUUGCAUUAUCACUUGGAGUGGUCAAAGAUUUAAGCGAGUUUAGAAAUGUUUCGAUUACCAAUUGGUUGGUGUUAUUGUAUACAGCGAUUCUUGCAACAGCAUAUACAUUUUGGGCAUCGUCUUGGGCAGUUCAAAACUCUGACGCCACUACAGUAGCGGUCUAUCUGUGUGUGGAGCCAUUAUUGACCGCUGUAAUGGCUGCUAUUGUACUACACGAGAGACUGACACCACUUAAUAUUGUUGGUGCCUUUGUAGUGUUGGUCGGUGUCGCAAUGGUUAUGAUUUCAAAGCAUAGAGAGAAACAAAAAGAUAUUUUGGAAAACUAUGCAAAGCGUAAACUAUUGGUGCAGGAGGUUGAAGUUGCAGGUCGCAACGUCAAUGCCGUAUCGAUGGAUUUAAUAACCGAACAAAAUAUAAAGAUAAUGAACGAUGAAGACGGCAACAACGAUGUUGCCAAUGGCAAAGAGAAUAGCAACACCAACAACGAAAAUGGUACACUCCUCACAAAAGUAAUGAUGAAUAACGAAGUCUAUAUUAUUUCAAACGUUGUCGAUGAAAAUGGAAUUGAACAUGUUCAAUAUAUAAAAGAUGUAAAUAGUGCGAAUCAAGAUAUGAUAAAGACGAGUAAUAGCAAUUUAGAAGAGUUGUUUGACGAUGACAAUCAAAGUAUAAAUCAUCAGGAGAUCGAAGAAGAAGAAAUAGAACAUUUACAAUUGAAAAAAGGGAAUAGAAUAUUUCAUUGA